AGUUCUAAUGGUAUUGAGUAGUAAUAAUAUAUUUCAGUGUAUCAGCUUAAUUUGCUAGCUUUUGAAAUUUAAGAAACGAAGUAAUUAAAGCUGCUGUAAAGUUCAAUCAUAAAAACAAUCAAGGUAUAAAAUAUAUUGCAGCGCAUUGAUGUCACUUUCUUUUUCUUGAACCAACCAAGACCUUCAAUCCAAAUUGAAUGUGGUUUUACUUGUAUAUAUCAAGAAACGUUUUUAACUGAUUGAAAACUAAUGUAUUAACAACACACACCCAUCACCAUACUGUUCCAGAAGUUUGCAGCUAUCAAAGUAGUUUUAUCAAGACAAUCAAGAGUGAAAUCUGUUCUGUUUGUGAGAUGUAACAAAACAUUUUAUAUCUAAGGUCAUCAUUGGUAAAGAAUGCCAAAGCAGACUAACUUCUUUCAGUUGUAUAUUGGGAUGCUAAAGAACAAUGAUAACUGUAGAAGACUUUAUCAUCCAAGAAAAAGAAAAGUUGAAGCUGGAAAAACAGCAACUUGAAUUACAUAUUCAGGUGUGCCAUAACAUUAGGGAAUUGAAGAAAGAACAUCUUGAGGAAUCAGCACAAGACUUUGGUUCAGUUGAGAAGCAGUUUCUAACAUCAAAUUUUCCUGUCUCUGAAGUAAAGAAUGGUUCUAUCAUGAUUGCUUCUAAUCGAAGAACAAUUCUACCUGUCGAUGAUGCGGAAGACUUUGGACUUCCUCUGGGUAAUGAUGUGGAAAGAAGAAGACAACUAGCUGAGGAGAGAAGAAAAGAAUAUAACAGACUUUUAAAGGAGUCUAAUCGAAGAACAAUUCUACCUGUCGAUGAUGCGGAAGAUUUUGGACUUCCUCUGGGUAAUGAUGUGGAAAGAAGAAGACAACUAGCUGAGGAGAGAAGAAAAGAAUAUAACAGACUUUUAAAGGAGAAAGAAGAGAAAGACAAUUUUAUGAGAAUCCAAAAAACAGCUUUUGCUAGAUUUCACAAAGAACCAAAGCAGCAAAUGUCUCUAGACUAUGAACAAAUGCUUCGACAGAAGAAACUGGAUGAAAAUAAAUACAG
Limulus polyphemus (Atlantic horseshoe crab) is the source of this 1056-nucleotide messenger RNA. Its product is annotated as centrosome and spindle pole-associated protein 1-like. The record is from RefSeq and is a predicted model, not a curated record. The annotation marks the transcript as partial. Lineage: Eukaryota; Metazoa; Arthropoda; Merostomata; Xiphosura; Limulidae. The transcript has 6 exons.